Molecule: messenger RNA, 3264 nt
Organism: Helianthus annuus (common sunflower)
Lineage: Eukaryota; Viridiplantae; Streptophyta; Magnoliopsida; Asterales; Asteraceae
Product: kinesin-like protein KIN-7K, chloroplastic
Exons: 21
Coding region: 289-3033 (914 amino acids)
Biological process (GO): microtubule-based movement
Molecular function (GO): ATP binding; microtubule binding; microtubule motor activity
Source: RefSeq, a predicted model, not a curated record
UCCCCACCCAUAGUUUUAAUGCUAGUUUUGAGAAGAUACUCCUGUGUAUGUGUAGUGUAGUGUUACAGGUGCAAAAGCCUUUUCCCCUUUUAACCUUCUACCUUCAAAAAGGUGCGGUUUCAUUCGUCAUCUCAUUAAUGGAACAACCUCAUCACACCAACAAUUUCUCCAUUCCAUAACUCUCCCUUCAUCGCAUAAUAAUCACCAUUAGCAUCUUCAGAAUCAGAUCUAAAGCAGUUACAUAAACAUUCAUGAGUUAACUGUAACCAUCUGAAGCUCAAUUCAACAAUGGAGUCGACGCAAGGUAGACUGCAAGCAUUGAAAUCGACUUCUAGAUACGCGAAUUCGCCUUCUUCUUCCACUACUUCUUCUUCCAAACAGUUUCCAGAAGCUUCCGUUGAUGUUUUCAGCUCUCCGUCUUCAUCCGCUAGAAGCAAGCCGCACUCCGAGAAAUUAAAGGAGAAUGUUACCGUUACCGUCCGGUUUCGGCCGCUCAGUCCGAGAGAAAUUCGACGAGGCGAGGAGAUUGCGUGGUAUGCGGAUGGAGAAACUAUUUUACGGAGUGAGGAGACUCCCUCAAUUGCUUAUGCAUAUGAUCGGGUGUUUGGACCUACAACCACAACACGUCAUGUAUACGAUAUUGCAGCCCAACAUGUUGUUAGCGGUGCAAUGGAAGGUGUUACUGGAACUAUUUUUGCCUAUGGCGUGACAAGUAGUGGAAAGACUCACACCAUGCAUGGUGAUCAAAGGUCCCCAGGAAUUAUUCCCUUGGCCGUGAAGGAUGCUUUUAGUAUCAUUCAAGAGACUCCAAACCGUGAAUUUCUUCUUCGUGUCUCGUAUUUGGAAAUUUACAAUGAGGUUGUUAAUGACUUAUUAAAUCCAGCAGGACAAAAUUUAAGAAUACGAGAGGAUAAACAGGGAACCUUUAUUGAAGGAAUAAAGGAGGAAGUUGUGUUAUCUCCUGCCCAUGUUCUUUCUCUUAUUGCGGCUGGAGAAGAGCAUAGACAUGUUGGUUCAACAAAAUUUAAUUUGCUCAGCAGCAGAAGUCACACAAUAUUUACUCUGAUAAUAGAGAGUAGUCCUUGUGGUGAAAAUGGUGAAGACGGUGCAGUUAACUUUUCACAGCUGAACCUUGUAGACCUAGCUGGUUCCGAGAGCUCAAAAGUCGAAACCAUUGGAGUCCGUAGAAAAGAAGGAUCCUACAUUAAUAAGAGCCUGUUAACUCUCGGAACUGUCAUAUCAAAACUAACCGACGGAAAUGCUUCCCAUAUACCAUACCGAGACUCAAAAUUAACAAGGCUUCUUCAAUCUUCAUUAAGUGGUCACGGAAGAGUAUCGCUCAUUUGCACUAUUACCCCUUCAUCAAGCAAUUCAGAAGAGACACAUAGUACGUUAAAGUUCGCCCACCGUGCAAAACACAUUGAAAUUCAGGCUGCUCAAAACAAGAUUGCUGAUGAGAAAUCCCUUAUCAAGAAAUAUCAGAAUGAAAUUCGAUCUUUAAAAGACGAGUUGGAACAAUUAAAGGAGGGCGCUUUAACAGUUUCUCAACUGAAGCAUAAUCGAAGAGAUGAUAUGGUUAUCCUUAAAGAAGAAGAAGAAGAAGAAGUGAAAGAAGCUUUGUUAAGCCGAAUACAAAGACUGACGAAACUGAUUUUAGUCUCCAAUAAAUCAUCUCACGCGUCUAGAUUUUCUCAUCGUCCUCUAAGGAGAGGACAUUCCUUUGGGGAAGAAGAGCUUGCGUAUCUCCCACACAGAAGGCGUGACUUGAGUCUGGAUGAUGAAAAUGUCGAGUUAUACGUUUCUCUUGACGGAACUGCGGAAACUAACAAGGAUGUACCUAAGGAGGAGAAAAAGAUCAAGAAGCCUGGAUUGCUUAAUUGGUUAAAACCUCGGAAACGAGAUAAUUUAUCUGGGGCUUUGAUCAGUUCAAGUGAUAAAUCAAGUGGAACGAGAUCUGUUAGUGAUAGUCCACUUUCAACGCCUCCACCUGGUAAUCGUAAUCCUCCUAUUGAAUCCAUACAUUCACACUCGUUGCCUACAGAAUGUAUAUCUGCUGAGUUGUUAUUGGAGCCCAAACAAGAUCAACAAGUUGAUGCGGAUAAUUCUCUGUCACAAGAAACUCCUCAGGUGGAGAUAACUAGAUUAAACGACGAAACCAAACGGAAGAAGGAACAAAUCUCGCGCAUGGAAAGCAAAAUUACUGAUUCAGUUACAACAUCUUGUCACAAAAUCGAGGAUUUUGAUAAAUCACAAUCUUUUCCCGAGCUAGAAGCACAGUUAAACGAGAAGUCCUUCGAGCUUGAGGUGAAAACCGCAGAGAAUCAAGUAAUACAAGAACAACUAAAUCAAAAGAUAAAUGAAUGUGAAGGACUACAAGAAACCAUCACAUCGUUAAAAAAAUGUCUUUCAUCUGCACAGUGUGAACCGCACUUGCAGAAAGAAUUUACAAAAACCGAAGAAACAAAGGAAGUUCUGCUCCUACAGGCUCAGGCGUAUGAAAUCGAAGAACUUAAACAGAAAGUAAUCGAGUUGACCGAGUCAAAAGAGCAGUUAGAUGCACGAAACAGAAAGCUAGCCGAUGACAGCUCAUACGCCAAAGGAUUAGCCUCGGCUGCUGCCGUCGAGCUCACGGCUCUAUCAGAAGAAGUUGCAAAACUAAUGAACCAGAACGAGAGACUAAUCGCCGAGUUAGCCGCCACACCUAAACACUCACCAACCGCACGUAAAACAACAACGAGCCCCGCUAAAAACGGAAGAAAUACAAAACCGAAAGAACGAACUCCAACUCAAAUGGAUUUAAAAAGAGAACUUGCAUCAAGUAGGGAAAGAGAGAGGUCUUAUGAAGCAAUCAUAUCCCAAAAGGAUAAAAAGGAAACCGAACUAAAACAAAUGUUGGAUGAAUCGAAACAAAGAGAAGCGUAUCUUGAAAACGAGCUUGCAAACAUGUGGGUGAUGGUGGCUAAGUUAAAGAAAACACUAGGAGAUGAAACCGAACCAUCCGAGUCUAGUAAAGAGAGCCAACAAGUUGAUUGAGAGCCGAUGAGUUGAUGGUUGGGACCUCAUAUCAUAUAGGUCACCAACAGGGCUUUAGCCGGAGGCUGUGUGCGCGUGUGAGUUAUUGACCGAUGGUUUGCUGGGUCUCUUUUGAGAGUUUGGGGGAAAUGUAAGUGUCAUUUUCCAAUUGGCUUUUUGUAUAAGGGCUAAAAACUAUGGUUUGUGUAAAUAAAGUCAUUGUUUUUCAAUGUGGUUGUUGCGAAACAUAUA